Molecule: messenger RNA, 1580 nt
Organism: Lucilia cuprina (Australian sheep blowfly)
Lineage: Eukaryota; Metazoa; Arthropoda; Insecta; Diptera; Calliphoridae
Exons: 3
Coding region: 121-1164 (347 amino acids)
Source: RefSeq, a predicted model, not a curated record
AAAAAAUAGUUUGUUAAAAAAAAUUUCCACAGAAAUUUCGAAAAAAAUACUAGUAAAUCACAAAAACAUUUAAUUUAAAAACUACUAAUUUCACAUUAAUUAAUUUUAGUAAAGCAAGCUAUGGAUUUAAGUGCGUACAGUUUGCAAAAAUUAAACCGGGAAAAGCGUGAGAGGCAACCAAAUUGGACCGAGUCCGAGAAGCAGUUGCUAUUAAAUCUCACUCGUAUGCAUCGGGCAAUAUUAGAAAAUAAAGGCAGUGAUACCAUGACCAUUAAACGAAAAUCAGAAGUUUGGGAUGAAAUUGCCCUAAGAAUGCAAGCUGCCGGUUUUAAUCGUUCCAAGGAAAGACUUAAACAGCAAUUAGGAAGAAUACGUGCUGCAGAGGCUAAAAAAGUUAAAGAUGCCAUGGAAAGAAAUUUAUCAGCGGAACCGGGGUCAGGUCCAAAUAUUUCGUUUAAUAAUUUAAUUAUAAAGGAUAAUUUUAACACCCAUAUGAUGACACAAAAUAACCAGGAGAUCCAAGAACACAUAUCUACCAAAUCCUUAACACUGACUGGACAGUUGCAAUUAACAGAAGACCAUUGUAUAAAAACAGAAAAUAUACCAUCUGCUGAUGAAACUGAAUAUUCUGAAGAAGAAUUAUCGACAAAUUCGAAAGUACAUGACAAUAUGAAUUUUAUGGUAAAAAAUGUACAAUCCUUGGCAGAAUCUAAUUGUAUUAUUGCUACAGCUCAUAAUACCAAAAGUUGCACGGUCAAUACUUCCGACGUCACAAGCACAGUUUCAUGUUCAACAAACUCUCCUAAAAUUAUUAAUCUCAUUGAAAAUCCCAUAAAUGAUGGUGUUGUCAGUGGUAAUGAAGAAAAUGUUAUUUCUACUGUCUCUAAUGUUAAUAACCAAAUGCAGCCACAAAAUAGAUCUAAUAAUUUUCGUAUUCUUAAGCGUAGAAAACGUAUACGCAAAACGUUAACGCGAGAUAAAAGCUUACGUCAAUUGUAUAUGUAUCGCAUAGCAGUUGAGCGUGAACGUUUGCGUAAUUUAAAACUGCAACAGAAACGUGAUCGUAUACUAUAUCGUAAAGACGUUGAGAUACAAAAUUUGAAAUUGCAAAUAUUGCACAAUCUAACCAAUCAGAAUCGUGAGGCAAAUCGCAUUAAUUUGUAAUAAUAUUUCGUAAAAUUUUUAUUAAUCGCAUUGUAUUUGCAACAUAUUAAGUAUUAAGUCUUAUUAUUAAAUAUUUUUUGCAAUGUAAAUGAAAUUUUUUUGUGAUUUUCAUAUUUAUUUAUGUACAAAUAAUACAAAUUUUAUUCUUUGAAUACAAUCGAAUAAUGGGACCCUGUUUUAAAAAUAUUUGAAAGAAAACAUAAAUUGUGUGAAAUCAAUUCCAUUAUUCGAUUGAUUUAAAAUUUAGCAUGAAUUACUUUUAACUCUUAAUAGACCGACAAAAAUAAUAUAAUUUUAAGGUUAUGUCUAAUGGAUUUUAAUAGCUAUGCCGUUAAUUUAAAUAAAUUCUUUAAAAUAUUUAUGUUUUUAAAAUAACAGAGAUUUUAUUAUUAAAUGCUCUUUUUGAAAAUGAAUUU